Heterostelium album PN500 is the source of this 1053-nucleotide messenger RNA. RefSeq names its product V0D/AC39 family V-type ATPase subunit (gene vatD-2). Gene Ontology annotation, cellular component: vacuolar proton-transporting V-type ATPase complex; proton-transporting V-type ATPase, V0 domain. Gene Ontology annotation, molecular function: proton-transporting ATPase activity, rotational mechanism. The transcript is spliced from 5 exons. NCBI's taxonomy places the organism in Eukaryota, Evosea, Eumycetozoa, Acytosteliales, Acytosteliaceae. The record is from RefSeq and is a predicted model, not a curated record. The coding region runs from base 1 to 1053 and encodes 350 amino acids. Gene Ontology annotation, biological process: vacuolar acidification; vacuolar transport; proton transmembrane transport.
AUGGGUUUCUUCUCAACUAGAAAACAUGGUAAUGACGGUUAUCUCGAGGGUCUCCUUAGAGGUUUCCGUAAGGGUAUCUUGACUGCUGCCGACUAUGCAAAUUUACGUCAAUGUGAUAACUUGGAAGAUAUGAAAUUACAUUUGAGUCAAACAGAUUACGGAGAUUUCUUGGCAGGUGAACCAUCACCAUUACACACAACAACAAUUGCAGAGAAGGCAACACAAAAGUUGGUCAAUGAGUUUAUGCACAUCCGUAAUCAGGCUGUCGAGCCAUUGGCUACUUUCAUGGACUACAUUUGUUAUGGUUACAUGAUUGACAACGUCGUUCUGUUGAUCACAGGUACCUUGCACGAGCGUGACGUCAGUGAGUUGGUAGACAAGUGCCAUCCACUCGGUAUGUUCAAAUCGAUGGCUACUCUCUCGGUGGUUCACAACGUUGCCGAUCUAUAUAACAUGGUGUUGAUCGAUACUCCACUCGCUCCAUACGUCCAAGAGUGUCUCUCCGAGGACGAUCUCGAUGAAAUGAACAUUGAAAUCAUUAGAAAUACAUUAUACAAGGCCUACUUGGAGGACUUUUAUCACUAUGUCAACGAGUUGGGUGGUCAAACCUCUUUAAUCAUGAAUGAUAUUUUGAAGUUUGAAGCUGACAGAAGAUCAAUUAAUAUUACUAUAAAUUCAUUUGGAUCAACCGAAUUGACCAAAGACGACCGUGAGAAGCUCUAUCCAGCCAUCGGUCUCCUCUACCCAGAAGGAACUGCCAAGCUUAGCAAAGCUGAAGAUGUAGAUACUGUUCGUUCAAUCCUUGAAGUUUAUUCUUCAUACAAAUCAUUCUUCUCUGAAGGUGGUGUCAGUGCAGAGACAUCGUUGGAAGAUUCAUUCUUUAAGCAUGAGGUACAAUUGAAUCGUAUGGCUUUUGAAGAUCAAUUCGGAUAUGGUGUAUUCUAUGCCUAUGUUAAAUUAAGAGAGCAAGAGAUUAGAAAUAUUGUUUGGAUUGCCGAGUGUAUAAGUCAAAAUAUGAAACAAAAAAUCGAUCAAUUUAUUCCAAUCUUUUAA